Anastrepha obliqua is the source of this 756-nucleotide messenger RNA. RefSeq names its product dynactin subunit 5 (gene DCTN5-p25). The record is from RefSeq and is a predicted model, not a curated record. The coding region runs from base 104 to 670 and encodes 188 amino acids. Lineage: Eukaryota; Metazoa; Arthropoda; Insecta; Diptera; Tephritidae. The transcript is spliced from 3 exons.
AAAAACAGCUGAUGAGUUCGUCAUCAACAGUGACAAAAUCGGAAAUAAAUUUUACAAAUGAGAAUUGUACAUUCCAUUACCGUAAACGUUUAAAAAAUCCAGCAUGGAAAUUGAGGACACAUAUUACAGCAAAGAUGAAUACGUAGAAACCGCAUCAGGAAACAAAGUGAGCAGACAAACUGUUCUCUGCGGCUCACAAAACAUUGUGUUAAAUGGCAAAGUGGUGGUACAAACUGGUGCUAUAAUUCGUGGUGAUUUGGCAAAUGUUCGUACAGGCCGCUAUUGUGUCAUAAGCAAAGACGCUGUCAUCCGUCCACCAUACAAACAAUUUAGCAAAGGUAUAGCCUUUUUCCCCAUGCAUAUUGGAGAUCAUGUCUAUAUUGGUGAAGGCGCAGUAGUCUCGGCGAGUUCGAUUGGAUCAUUCGUGUAUAUUGGAAAAAAUGCUAUUAUUGGCCGCCGUUGUGCACUCAAAGACUGCUGUAUAAUAGAGGAUAAUGCAGUGCUGCCCCCUGAAACAACAGUAGCCAGCUAUAUGCGCUACACUGCCAAAGGUACAAUUGAAGGUGGCCAGGGUAAUCCAAAUUUUGUUCCGGCAGCAAUGCAAGAUCAGAUGAUUGACUAUACGAAAUCAUACUAUGAGCAUUUUUUGCGCAACCCCCAAGCUGGCUAAAAUUCGAACUAUUGACAUAUAAUAUAAAGUAUUUUAUUAAGCUAAAUAUUUGUAUGUAUGUACGUAAAUACGAUUUUCAAACCGAA